Messenger RNA from Cylicocyclus nassatus, 462 nucleotides. NCBI's taxonomy places the organism in Eukaryota, Metazoa, Nematoda, Chromadorea, Rhabditida, Strongylidae. The record is from the annotation of a GenBank genome assembly.
AUGAUGGAAGAAGGCCAGGAAGUGCAACUAUGUAUGCUGGUUAGACUCGAUAAUAGGCUUGAAAUGGCAAUCACAAUCAGCAAGGCAGACAUCCCUUAUGUUUACUGUGAGCCGUUGCUCGAUUCUGCUAUGUUAAGCAACACCGUGUUCCAUGCUCAAGAUAAAGUUAUCAAAUCAAAUCUUGGGGAAAUUACGGGUGGGCAAAGGGUACUGCAGUGCACAUUGCCAAACUUGGAAGAGCUUGUGUGGCACAAUGUUGAUAUGGAUCUUCUCUUGAAAUCAAACUUUCCGAAGUAUUUGCUGUCGAUAACUGCGGAAGCUCAGUCGAUGUAUGGGUUUCAGUUGUUGAGUGAAGCCCAUAUCAAUACUAUGUUUUCAAGGUCUCAGUACGAUGGCUAUCAAGUGGAGCCUAUUCAGUUUUUUCGGGAGAUCAUCUCUAUCGAGAUUUUCGUCUUUUGCUAG